Serpula lacrymans var. lacrymans S7.9 is the source of this 1239-nucleotide messenger RNA. RefSeq lists its product as uncharacterized. NCBI's taxonomy places the organism in Eukaryota, Fungi, Basidiomycota, Agaricomycetes, Boletales, Serpulaceae. Bases 1 to 1239 code for a protein of 412 amino acids. Gene Ontology annotation, molecular function: 2 iron, 2 sulfur cluster binding. The record is from RefSeq and is a predicted model, not a curated record. The transcript is spliced from 6 exons.
AUGUCUCAUGCAGAUAUUGAAGAAUGCGAGUCUAGUCUCGUUGCAGUUUGCCCUUGGCAUAGAUACGACUUUGACCUUCGCACUGGCAAUAGCGAAACUGGUCUCAAAGCUUGCACAUACGCCAUCGAAGUCAAGAACGAUCCUUCAGAUGGCAUAGAUAAAGUUUGGGUGGAGGCACCAGAAGGGGGAACUAACUGGCGUAUUGUCGAGCUGAGGCCUGUAUCUGAAGAAUUCGCAGAUCCUCCUCCCAUUUCAGCAGAUCCAGAUCCGCUGGUCAACCAAGCUGCAUCAAUUUCUCCUAUCGAGGAGGACGUGGUUCCUGUAAAAGACGCGCCAACUACGUUGAUGCAAUGGGCAGUUCUCAUUCUGAACACCGCCAACCCCACCUUGAAGGUUCAGCGCACUAAACAUGCUGUUCAUUUGUUUCGAACAGGUAAACUAUCAUCCAUUGGUAACAAGUCCCCCACGGCACCGAAACCACCAGCGGUUCCUCCAAGAGAAGACAGUUAUACUCGAAACAUCGUCGAUCCUAGAAAAUCAGGAAAAAAGAAAAAUGCAGCUGUCAUGCUUCAUGCUUUGGCAAAUAUCGAACAGUGGGCCAUCGAUCUGGCCUGGGAUAUAAUCGCGCGGUUUGGGCCAUCUCACCCCGAUAUACCACAUGCCUUUUUCUCUGAUUUUACUAAAAUGGCCCUCGAUGAAUCCAAGCAUUUCACUUUACUCACCUCUCGACUACUUGCUACGUCUCCAAACACCCCGUACGGCAGUCUUCCGGUGCAUGCAGGUCUUUGGGAGUCUGCCACAAUAACUGCGCACUCGCUGCGGGCUCGCCUUGCAAUUAUUCACCUCGUACACGAGGCCCGUGGACUGGACGUAAACCCAGGGACAAUUGAUCGCUUCCGCCGCACAGGAGACAAGGAAAGUGUAGCAGCCCUGGAAGUAAUACACGCGGAUGAAGUAACCCAUGUGACAUCUGGGCAUCGAUGGUUUACAUGGAUCUGUGAGCAGCAAGGAGUAGACGCUGUAAGUACGUUCAGAGAAGAAGUAAGGAGGGGUUGGAGAGGAGAUAUCAAAGGCCCUUUUAAUGCGGAAGCGAGAGAAACAGCAGGUAUGACGAGAGAAUACUAUGAAGGUUUGAGAGGGGAGAUGGAUUUUGUCGACAAGAGGACUGAUGCCAGUGCCACGGUGGAUCAUGAUGAAAGUAUGGCGCCUGCAAGUGUACGGGUGGAGUACGAGGGCUGA